This is a messenger RNA of Populus nigra (black poplar), 1185 nucleotides long. RefSeq names its product 2-hydroxyisoflavanone dehydratase-like. The coding region runs from base 93 to 1004 and encodes 303 amino acids. The record is from RefSeq and is a predicted model, not a curated record. The transcript has a single exon. Lineage: Eukaryota; Viridiplantae; Streptophyta; Magnoliopsida; Malpighiales; Salicaceae. Gene Ontology annotation, molecular function: hydrolase activity.
UUUUGUUGAGCUACCCAUUGACUUUCAUCUACGCACUCAUUUUCUUUUAGAUAGCCAAAACUCCUUUAGCACACGGACCACUCAAACUUGCAAUGGCUACUGACAACACGGAAAUAUCCCAUGAUUUUCCAAGCUUUUUCAAGGUCUACAAAGAUGGCCGCGUAGAGAGGUAUUGGAAUACUGACUUUGUUGAAGCAGGUGUUGAUACAGAAACCGAGGUCCAAUCCAAAGAUGUUGUGAUCUCACCGGAGGCCAACGUAAAGGCUCGUAUUUUCCUCCCAAAAAUCGACGGCCCAGCUAAAAAGCUCCCUCUUCUUGUCCACUAUCAUGGUGGUGGUUUUUGCUUAGGCUCACCAUUUGCUUCUGCCUUCAAAACCUUUCUUUCAACUCUAGCCACGCAAGCCAGUGUCAUUGCUGUGUCUAUUGACUACAGGUUAGCGCCAGAGCAUAAAUUGCCAACUGCAUAUGAUGAUUCACUUGCUGGGCUUCGAUGGAUCGCUGAGCACUCUGAUGGGAAAGGGCCUGAACCAUGGAUCAAUGAACAUGCAGAUCUCGGGCGGGUUAUCUUAGCCGGUGAGAGUGCUGGUGCCACCCUAGCCCAUUACGUGGCAGUCCAAGCUGGCGCUGCCGGAUUGGGUGGUGUGGCUAUAAAAAGGCUACUAAUAGUGCACCCGUAUUUUGGGGCCAAGGAGCCAGAUAAAUUCUAUCAAUAUAUGUGUCCAACAAGUUCCGGGACAGAUGAUGAUCCAAAGUUGAACCCGGCAGUAGAUCCGGAUCUGUUGAGAUUGAAGUGUGAUGCGGUGUUAGUUUGCGUGGCAGAGAAAGAUAAGCUUAAAGGCAGAGGGCUGGCUUAUUACGGAGCAAUGAAGAAAAGUGGGUGGGGUGGCACUGUGGAUCUUCAUGAAACUAAAGGGGAGGACCACUGCUUUCAUUUUUUCAAUCCUAAGAGUGAGAAUAUCGGGCCCCUUAUGAAGAAAAUGGUUGAUUUCAUACAGCUGAAUUGAUUUUUUUCUUCUUCUGAUUCUACUAUGGAGGGACAAGUUGGUGAGUUUUCAAUCUUCGCGCGAGAAGAGAAAAUAAUGGUUGAAUAAAGGCCGUUUAGCUGUUUGGAUUCUUUUACUUUUUCCUUUUUUUAUUAAAUGGUUGUACUUUUAUAAUAAUAAAUUGAUGUGUCAUUGUAUUUAA